This is a messenger RNA of Lathyrus oleraceus (garden pea), 651 nucleotides long. RefSeq names its product extensin-like. NCBI's taxonomy places the organism in Eukaryota, Viridiplantae, Streptophyta, Magnoliopsida, Fabales, Fabaceae. The record is from RefSeq and is a predicted model, not a curated record. The transcript has a single exon. Bases 1 to 651 code for a protein of 216 amino acids.
AUGUCAAAUGGACUCUAUCUUUUCUCAAAGAUCGACCCUCCAGAGGUAGUCGCAUACUAUCUAGAGGAUAUGCACAAACAAGGAGUAGAUAUCUCAGAUUUCUCCUUAGACUGGCUGCCCGAAUUUCCUCCAGACUUCCAGAAAAGGACACGAGAACCAUCUAAGAAGACCAAGCAGGCAAAGAAAGCGAAGUUGGGAGAACCAUCUGGAUCAAGACCUCCAGUACCUCUGGUUGGAUCACCUGGUAAGUCUGUAUCUCUCCCUCCCUCUGUAAAAAUUGAACCUAUUGCUUCCUUACUCCCUCAACCUUCGCCCAGAUAUACAACCUCUGAUACUCCUCCCUCAACCUCUAGACCCUCUAACCUACCAUCCCAAAAAUUCAAUCUUGCCACCACAACUCUACCUAUUUCAGAAGCAGAAAUGCUAAACGAAACCACGUCACCCUCUUCAUCACCAUCUCCACAAUCCCCACCUUACUAUAACCUCUCAUCUGACACUAAACCCUCUGAUCCUCACUCCCCAACUCUGGCUCAGAUCCAAAACCGUGCUCUAGCCUCUCAACAACCAACACACUUUAAUCCUGAACCUGAAGUUACUUCUCCACCCCCAGAAAACCCAAACACAACCACCUCUGACCCCCCACCAUCAUAA